GAAAAACCGAGCAUGAAAAAGUUUGAAGUAGUGAGCUGUAAUUUCAUUCUCCUUACAUAAAGUGAUAUUACCAAGCUGUUAAGUACUUCUUAGAACACAAAAACACUUUGUUCACAGCAUAUUACAGGUGUUAAGCUCAACUAUCAUAUUAAACCAUGCAUGAGAACACAUCACAGUGAAGCUGUAUGGUAAACAUGCUGAGUAAGCACGUCCUAGGUGGGACAUUUGGACGGUACACAUGUCAUAUGUCCUAUAAGUAUUAUGUCAAGUAUUAACAUCAACGUAGCUACCAAGCCAAGUAGCUGAAUCCGCUGCAUAUGCAGCUGAUCAACUAAAUGCACUAUUUGACACAAGCAAUUUCCCAGUAAUCCUUCUUGAGCUCUACUACCCUGCUGUCAACAUGGCCAGCCCUUCGAUUCUCCCUGCUAAUGUUCUGUUGUCAAGGCGCGUCCAAGAAAUGGUCAUCAACGGUGAAGAACCAGAAUCGCUGUACAUCUGUAGAGAUGAAAACGAAGAUGAAGAUGUUCCAUCCCCAUUAGCUCCAAUUCCCAUUAUUGACCUGAGUUUGUUCUCAUCAUCAACGUUAAGCACCAAAAGAGAAGAAGAAUUGCAGAAGCUAAAAUCAGCACUCUGCUCCUGGGGCUGCUUUCAGGCUAUAGGUCAUGGGAUACCAAGUUCAUUCCUAGACGAAAUUCGCCAAGUCACUAAAGAAUUUUUUGAACAGCCAAUGGAUGAGAAGAAGAAGUAUAGCAAAGGAGUCGAAGAUGAGGAAGGAUAUGGAGGAGACCCUACUCCUGAAGAAGGUCAGUUCCUUGACUGGCAAGAUCGCUUGUUUCUUACCUCAUACCCAGAAUAUUUAAGGGACACCAAAUUUUGGCCAGAAAGCCCCAAAUCCUUCAGGAAUGUUUUAGAAUAUUACACUACUAAGAUGAGAAUGGUGACUGAGCUUGUUUCCAAAUCCAUGGCAAAGUCAUUGCAAUUGGAGGAGAAUUGCUUCCUGAAUCAAUUUGGUGAACGAGCAGCACUGCAAGUGAGGUUCAAUUACUACCCGUGUUGUCAAAAGCCUGAAAUUGUUCUUGGCUUAAAACCCCAUGCAGAUGGCACAGGGUACACCAUUAUCUUGCAAGAUGAUGUUGAAGGCCUUCAAGUCCUCAAAGAAGAGCACUGGUUUACAGUCCCUACCAUACCUAAUGCACUCCUAGUCCUCAUGGGUGAUCAAAUGGAGAUAAUGACAAAUGGGAUGUUCAAGAGUCCAGUGCAUAGGGUAGUAACCAACAAAGAGAAGGAGAGAACAUCUAUUGCAGUUUUCUACACACCAGAAAAACACAAAGAGAUUGGACCAGAAGAUGGUCUGGUGAAUGAGGAAAGACCAAGACUAUUCAAGAAGGUAAAAGACUAUGACAUCACACAUUGGGAAUACUACCAAAGAGGAAUGAGAGCUCUUCAUACAGCAGAAAUUUGAACGUGUGCUAUGGUCUCUUAUGCUUUAGCUAAGGUACUUCGUUUGCCUAAUUAGUGUUACUUAAAGUAUCGGUUUGUAAAAAGAGCUCACAUAUUUCUCACUUUAUAUAAAAAUAAAGAACCUUAAUUUAUUCCAUAUAGCAUUUAGCA
This is a messenger RNA of Theobroma cacao (cacao), 1611 nucleotides long. Its product is annotated as protein SRG1-like. The record is from RefSeq and is a predicted model, not a curated record. NCBI's taxonomy places the organism in Eukaryota, Viridiplantae, Streptophyta, Magnoliopsida, Malvales, Malvaceae.